Molecule: messenger RNA, 8371 nt
Organism: Octopus bimaculoides (California two-spot octopus)
Lineage: Eukaryota; Metazoa; Mollusca; Cephalopoda; Octopoda; Octopodidae
Product: neuronal acetylcholine receptor subunit alpha-10
Biological process (GO): monoatomic ion transmembrane transport
Cellular component (GO): postsynaptic membrane
Molecular function (GO): acetylcholine-gated monoatomic cation-selective channel activity; transmembrane signaling receptor activity
Source: RefSeq, a predicted model, not a curated record
AUAACGCAGGCUAUAAUGUUCAUGAUGGAUCAAAACAAUGUUUAGCGGUCAAUAAGUUGAACUGGAGCCAGUAGACUAACUGUUUCACAAUGCAUAGGAAACUUACAAACCAUGAGUAGAACCAAUGGAAUUGUGUGCUUCACGGGGUGGCUCUUAACUUUCGUCUCAGUUUGUUGUUCUGGCCGAAUUCCAGAUGAGCAGCGUCUUUACAGAGAUUUGAUGACGGGUUAUGAAAAAUCUGUUCGUCCCGUCAUAAAUGCAUCCACUAUAUUGUUAGUUCGCUUUGGUUUAAGAUUAAACCAAAUUGUUGACCUGGAUGAACGACAUCAGGUUUUGACAACUAACGUAUUUAUCGACCAGGAAUGGUCAGAUGAGAACUUAUAUUGGGAGCCUGGGAAAUACAAUAGUGUGCGAUCUCUACGUGUUCCAGCAAAAAAUGUUUGGCUACCGGACACAUUUAUCUACAACAAUGCAGAUGAUGGCUCAACCGGCUUUAUGCAAGGCACAUAUGUGUUGGUCAACUAUAAUGGCAGUGUUCUCUGGCCAGUACCGGUCAAAUUAAAAAGUUCCUGUAAAGUUGAUAUUACAUAUUUUCCGUUUGAUGACCAACAAUGCAUUUUACGAUUCGGUUCCUGGAUUUACAGCGGUUUAUGGAUCGAUUAUAUUACAAUGAUGGAGGGCAACCCGGUCGAUUUGACCACUUACGUCAACAACAGUGAAUGGGAUUUACUGGAUAUCAGACUGGACAAGAAUAUACGCACCCACUCCUGCUGUCCCGAUCCUCACCCAGAUAUGACAUACACUCUAUACAUUCGUCGCCGAACUUUCUACUAUAUAUUUAAUAUUAUAAUUCCCUGUGUGAUGUUAUCGGCAUUGACGCUGUUAACAUUUUGGCUUCCACCAACGUCAGGGGAAAAGAUCACCCUUGGUCUCUCAGUAUUUUUAGCCUUUUCGAUGUUCAUGCUUCUUAUUGCUGAACAAGUUCCAGCAACAUCCGAGUCUGUUCCGCUUAUUGGUAUAUAUCUGUGUCUUGUCAUGACUAUGACCUCCGUAUCAGUUAUAAUGGCAGUCAUGGUCAUUAAUCUGUAUAAUCGAGGAAUGAAAACUAGACGAGCCCCAAAAUGGCUUAGGAAACUGAUUUUGGAGUUUGCCUCUAGUCCCCUAAAAAUGAAACAUGACAUAGAACACCUCGCUAAAGUUAUCACACUUACCGAAGAAAAAGAAGGUCUUUAUACGUGCACAAAACACGGAAAAGAUAAGAAACAAAAUGGUACUAUCGGUUCAAUUGCUGCUCAAAGAGAAAAACACCCUCGUUCUCUCUAUGACGUUGGACGUGUACGUCAUCGACGUUAUACGAAAAGCGAUAUUGAUACCACAGAACCACUAGAGCUCCAAAACGAAGACGAAGGUACGUGGCUAAGGGAGGAAGAAAUAAUUCCAGAAAAUGCUCCACCCCAACCGGAAGUCUCUGACAAGUCUCCCGAAUGCGAAAACAAUAACCAUUUUCCGCGCCAGAUCUCAGUCAAAACAGAAAACGAAAAAAACAUCGAUUUUGAAUGCAAACAAAAUGACGAAAAAUGGCCGUGUGCUGUGUAUCAGGCAUUAUUAUCACGGAAGAUUGUAGUGGCAGAAUGGCAGCGGAUAGCAUGUGUUAUUGAUCGAUUUCUGUUCUGGAUUUAUUUCAUCUCCACCAUCGUUGCUUACAUUGUUAUUCUAGUUAUUAUACCUGGUCAGCGACAAGAUGCACGCGAAGAAGCUAGCCGAGCGCGUGGAAGCUCAGUUAUUAACUCAUCAUUUACAUGAAUCUAAAAGAAAAUUUACUAUUCAAAGAUCGGCUGAUAAAUUCCUGAAUGCCAUAACGCAUGGAAUCACUUUCAUACAUAUCUCUACCAAACAUACGAUCCCUGUGAAUAUCAACAAAUCAGAAUCUCAUAUUUAGUUAAAUAUCUUCAUAAGUCCAAACAUUCAUACAGAAUAUGUGAUAUGCUCUCGAAGAUUAUGAUAUGCCUGACAUCUGAAUAUAUAUAUAUAUAUAUUCAGAUCUCAUAUAUACUGAAUCUAGUACUUGUAACUAUACACCCGCAUCCACACGCACAUAUGGGAUUGGGACGCUAAUUGAAUUUCACGCUCUGCUGCGAUGUACUGCAUAUCUAUUGCACGAUGCAGAAAUAACGACCAAAUGUUCAGUUUAGAUACAUAAAUUUACACGAACUAAUGAGUUUGAUCCUCUUCGUUCGAUUAUACAAUGAAUAUAUAUAUAUAUAUAUAUAUAUAUAUAUAUAUAUAUAUAUACAUACAUAAUUAUUGGUUGAGUUGAAUGAAUUCACAGAUUGAAAUUCACAAAUCAUUUACUAACAUAUUGCACACUAAAUUCAAUUUAAAACACAGAGAUUUCCAUAUAACAUUAAGGCGUCAUAAAGGACAUGAGUGAGUGUAUCAGUCUUAAUUUUGUUUUUGUAGCUGCGAGUUGUGAAUGGCAUUACAACCUCUGUUCUAAUUAAGGAUAUAAAUAAAUGCACAUGAAAUAUUGGAAAGAUAGGCGUAUGCAAUGAUAAUGUAAGCGAACAACUAAAUAGGUGAACGGAAAAUAGACAUACAUGAAAUAUGGUGUAAAAAUACACAUCAAAUAAACCAUACCACCUAUCAUAGCAAUAUUAUUACACAUGUGAUAACGUUAGCCACAAAUGUGAUGAUAAUAGUUUACAACAAAGAAUGUAAUAUGCAAGAUAGAUAUUUUAUAUCGUUGAGUAACAAAAUAUAGGCCCAUGUAAUUUUGUAAAUACACACAUACAUAAAAUAUUCAUUAAAAACCAACCCUUACCUAAGUAUAUUAAGACUUAUUUAACUACACACACACACACACACACACACACACACGCAUAAAUACAGCAUAUAUACAUUGCAGAUAUGCAUAUUCUCUUAAGGAUGUAUAUAUUGUGCGCGUGUAUAUACUUAUGCAUGUAGUGUGGUGGUGGUGGUGGUGGUGGUGGUGGUGGUGGUGGGGGCUGAUGUUUCGCAAGCAACUUUCGUCGAUGUUAAACUUAGAAAAUGUCAAUAAAUGACUGUUUGCUAUUCCUGAUUAUUUCACACAACAAAAGUAAUUUGUUUCAUGACAUCUUCCAGUCAUUAUCAUCACCGUCGCUGUCGCCGUCGUCACCGUCAUCAUCAUCAUCAUCAUCAUCAUCAUUUCUGUUUCGUGGCUGUUUAAAUCUACAACUCCUCGUUGACAUUUACAAACAACUAUUAAAAUCAGUCUCAUUGGUAAAACUGAAAUAGUAAUGGUCUUCCUUUGCACCAGGAUUUUAAAAUCUGUGAUGUGCGUCUUGGUGAUAAUCUCUCUCUCUCUCUUUCUUCCACCUUCUCAGUCCUUUACUCCUUCUCCUUUUCUCUCUUAUCGCACCCUUCUCCUGCACACAGAGAUUCUCUCUCUCUCUCUCUCUCUCUCUCUCUCUCUCUCUCUCUCUUUCAUACACACACACAAUUAAUACAAAGAAAAACUUUCACUGCGGUAACGAAAGAUGUUCUGCAUUAUUUUUCUUUCGAAGUUGAUAGACUUAAAACAGUAUUAUUUUUUGGAUGUGAUUCGACUCAAACCAUACGAGAGAAAACAUCAUCAUCAGCUUCAUCAUCGUCGUCGUCGUCGUCAUCAUCAUCUAACAUAUACGCUCAAGUAUACAUAGAAACACACAAAGACACACGUUUUGUUUUCACACAUAUGCAUAUCAACUGCCGCACUUUCAAAGAGAUUUACAUCUUUCCUAAUUUCUAUUCACAAAUUUCAAAAGCUAGGCAUCGCUAUUUUUUCAGGUUUAUAUUUAUUUAUUUGCCGGUUUUCGCCUUUUACUCGUGGCCCAUUUUAUCGUUGCAAUAAUCCUGCUGUGGUAAACCGGGUCCUGGUUUAUAGAUAUUUUUUAUAGAUAUUCUUCAACUUCCAGCUUUUUUCCCCAAAACCAUUCCUUUAAGCCGUCUAAGUUUGUGUAAUAACACUAAGUUUUUCACAUAAAUCCUUGCUGCUAUGUCCUGUCUAUGACUAGAGUCGUCGCUGUUAUAUCUAUCUAUCUAUCUAUCUAUGCAAACACACACAUACAUGCAUAUAUAUAUAUAUAUAUAUAUAUAUAUAUAUAUAUGCACAUAUAUGUGUUGUGUGAGCAUGUAUGUGUACAUGCAAGUAUGUAUGCAUGUAUGCAUGUAUUCUCCUGCAUAAGCGCUUAAUCGAGAUGAUCUGUGGCAGAUUGUUUUUUUCCUUCCUCGUUAUAUUUGAUGCACCACUCUUAGCAUUGCAUCUGCCUGUCUUUUCCUAUGAUUCCAUUUCUAUUUGGUAAUUUUUGUAAUAGCCAGUAAUCGAUUAAUAUUACAGCCGUUUGUGACAUUUAGUCAUUAAACAUUUAUAAUUACAUGUCUUAGUUUUUCAGUAACUAUCCGCACAUUCAUUCUAAAAUGUUCGAAUACUCGUUGAUGGCUUUCUCUGCAUGAUUUAGUUUAAUUUAUUCAUGAUAAAACUUCACUUUCUCCAACUCAGAUUGCUUCUUGUCCUCUGCAUUUACACAAUGGCUUACCUUUUUAUCAAUACUGAAUACCACAUGCACAUGUUCAGGGCAGAUCAAAUGUUUGAACACACGAUUGUUUGCCACAUACUCUUGCUACGUUUUAAUUGUGAUCUCAGCUAACCUUUCUCGGUCUACAAUUCUCAAUGAAACUAUGUUUAUAUUAUACAUCUUUUGUCUAUUGUUUUGGGAAUGAGGUGUAAAAAGCAGAGGCAAAUUCAGAUAAAUUGAGACUAGGUUACUUACUUAAGAUGUGGCAUAUCAAAGUUACAACUCAUUGGUUUACUAAGAUGUAUUUUUUUUUUAGUAUAGCUUUAAUAGUUUUCGAUGCACUUAAAUAAUGAAUGCAGUGGGUAGAUCAUCACCAGUGCAGUGGGAACUCGUUGAGCUCUAAAAUGAAAAUUACUGUUUAGUAAUUACUGUUUAGAAAAUUACUGUUUAGAACGAAAUUAUCAUACAAGUAAUAUUCGUAUUAUUAAUUUUAUCUUCAGAUUAUAUUUUCCCCAGGAAGAUGUGUGGAACUCGAAUUCAAUCGAAGCAUUAUCUGAUGCCAAAUGCAAAAUCCUUUCUUGAACUAAAACUCUCCAGCUCACGAGAUCAUUGGGAAAUGAUCUCGUGAGCUGGAGACAAUUUCGGUUCAGUCUGUUAGAAUUUUCCAACCUACAUUCAACAUUGCUCAAACAGUUUAUGAAGGUCGGCUUCUUAGGUUCAAAAUGUAGAGCGAUAGAACGAUUGUUGAAUUAGUUAGGUAAAUUGAUAUUCUGACAUCGCUAACAUAAAAGAGAUGAAUUUUACUGUACAAAAUUAUGGCGGCGUACAAAAAUUAUCCAGUGAAGAACGGCAUUUCAGCUCGGUAUUAAAGUGUUGCUUCUACAGUGACAAACCUUAUAAAGAAGGUUGAUACCCGAGAUUUGGUACUAUAAUUGUCAUAAUAUAUUAAAAAGAUGGUUUGUUCUUUAAAUUUUUAUCUAUUUACUACUAUGACUAGUGUAAGUAGAAUUGGCAGAGGUUUGCCUGACUAAAUAACUAAAACAACGUCAUAUACACAGACAUGCAGGAGGUAAAUAGACACCUUUAAUUUUUGAAAUCUUUUAUUUGAUAUUAAUUGGUUGAAGGAGAGGUUUUCUUCUAGCUGCUCGUCCACAAUACCCAAGCUUAUGCAGAUAUGUAACACACGUUCUUGGACUAACUUCUAGCUGUUUUGCAAUGUCAGAAGCCUUCGAACGGGGUUCGUUUUCCACAAUUCUCUUCAAACAGCGAAGCUUCCUUUACGAGGGCUCAGGUCGGCCUGGACGAGAAUCUGUUGAUUCUUUUCCUUGGCUUUUGAAUUGCACUAUAAUUCUAUUAACAGUAGCAAUAGGGAUUUGAAGAUUUUUGGCAAUUUUUCGCUGGCUAAGACCAGCUCCAAAUUGCCCAACAAUACGACCUCUUUGAAAAUCUGAAAGUUCUGCUGAAUUUUUUGUGCGUGACAUGGUUACUCUUCACAAAUGUUUAAUAUAAUGGCACCUGGAAUGAAAAAGAAUAAUUACAUUGUAAAUUCUACACCGCUGGAAACAUAAUAAGACGCUUAAAUCAGAAAUUUUGAAAAUUAAAGGUGUCUAUUUAUUACCUGCAUGUCUGUGUACAUAUGUACACACACACACACACACACACACACACACACACACACACACACACACACACACACACACACAUAUAUAUAUAUAUAGAUAUUGGGACAUGCUCUAGAUGAAAGAAGAUAAACUUCACCUGAAAAUUGAUAAGCCUCCAAUCUUAGAUGCUACCUAUCCCCGAUAGAAACCAGUUUUUCUGCUUUCUCUGAAUCUUGUUUUCAUUAAAUUGGAAUACUCUUGUACUAUUAACUUUCGUUAUAUUUUCAUCAUCUUUGUAUGACUGCUUCUUGGAAACAUUAUUUAUUCUUAUACGACUUAAAUACGUGCUGGCAUUCGUUUUUCUAUAGUUUUCAUCUUCACAGAAGAAAAAAGGGAAAAUAACAUUUACAUACAUAUACACGAAAAUAUUAUUCUCUCCUCUAAAUUUUAUUUUUUAACACAUAUAUAUAUAUAUAUAAUAUAUAAUUUUGGAGUAAGAGUUGACAAAAUACCAUCGGAGAAAAUACCUUGCGGUGUUUAGUUCCGAUUCGUUAUGUUCUGUAUUCAAAUCUCGUCGAGGUCAAGUUUGGCUUUUAUCUUUCUGGUGUCGUCGAUGAAAUAAAGUACCUGACAAGAAUUAAGCACGAUUCAAUAUUCCUAUAGUUCUAUAAAACAUCCUUGUACAAUUCCAUGUGAAUGGAAUUGUAAUUGAAGCAAAGAUCUACCUUAGCUAGUCAAGUGAAAAGCGCAUAUUCACCAGAAAUUGUUAAAUAUUUACUAGUUUUAUUAAACUCACCAUUACCUUUCGGAAAUUAAUGGAAGUGACUGACUACCGUUUAUAUUUCUCCAAUAACUCAGUCGGAUGGUCGAAAUUCUAUCUUCAUUGUUUCUGCGGCACUUUUGUAGUUAAUAUUUCAAUUACCAUGGUUUCAUCACAAUUGUCUGAAGUGCGUACAAUUAAUUUCAUCAUGAUUAAGAUGAGGAGGAUGGUGAUGCUGAUGAUUAUCACCAUCAUCAACACCACCUUCUUUCUAUUUCUUCUGCACCUUCUCUUUCUAUUUUUUCUUCCUCGUUUUCAUCAUCAUCAUUAUCAUCAUCAUGACACCUAUUGUUCCUAUUUUAUUGUUUUCACAUAUUCAAAAAUAAAUUACAUAAAAUUUCAGAUAUAUAAAAAAAAGAAUAGAUGAAGUUUCUAAUUCUGACAUUUUAAAACCUAGUUUAUUCUAAAAUACAUCGUAAUAAAUGCUAAUUUCUUGCCAUGUGACAGCAAUUACAGUAAACGAACAUCACCAGACAGGAUUAUAGAAAAGCAUUUGUGUGAAGUCGAAUAAUAAGUAAAUCACUGUUACCAGAAGGAGAGUUCCUUGGCUCGAAUUAGUAAAAGAAAGAAAAUAAAUCUCAGAUAUCCAGAGAGCAAGCAAUAACGAACUGAAAUUGAAAUAAUAUAUAUAUAAACUUUAAAUAUUUUCUGUCUGAUAUCGUCAAAUACAUUUUAUUGAAAUAUAUUUUGAUAACUGACACACAAUAAGAAAUAAGCCUAAUAAUAAUAAUAAUAAUAAUAAUAAUAAUAAUAAUAAUAAUAAUAAUAAUCCUAUGGAAUUUUAUGAUUUAGUGCGACCAUUAGAUAGAUAAUAAGAAGCCAGAUAUAGUGUUAAUUGAGAAAGAAAGCAAACGAUGCUGGAUCAUAGAUAUAGCAUGCUCCGCUGACAAUAAGGGAUGCGAUAAGGAAGAAAGAAAAGUCGAUAGAUACAACAGGUUAACUUGGGAGAUUAAGCAGUUGUGGUCGCUGAAAAAGGUGGUAGUAGUAAAAUUAAUUGUCGGGGCCCUGGAACCGCUCGAAUACUCCGGAUGGUGCUCACAAAAUAAGGGGUGUUACCUUAGUUCACUGGUAGUGAACAGCCGACACCGUAGUAAAUCUCCAGCGUUACAAAAAUUGUGCAAAGACAAUAAAAUAAUGAUAAUAAUAAUUCUUACGUUGAUAUGUAAAAAAGUAAAUGAAAAUAAUAAAGCUGUUAUGUAUUUUAUGAUGAAAUGUUGAUAUGUCAAAUAGAUUUUUAUAGAGACGAAACUUAACACAAAAUCUCUGAUACAACCUAUAGAUAUAUUCUAAAAGCAAUGUUAACGUAAGUUUUGCGGGACAUACAAGCCGAACACUGUAUUUUAUGCCAAUAUGUAUUCAUAAAUAUUCUAUCAAUUGAUAUAGUAGUUACCAAUAAAUGCUGAAGUGAUCAAUUA